This is a messenger RNA of Varanus komodoensis (Komodo dragon), 1926 nucleotides long. It is a transcript of the gene EFHC1, whose product is annotated as EF-hand domain containing 1. Gene Ontology annotation, molecular function: calcium ion binding; alpha-tubulin binding. The coding region runs from base 1 to 1926 and encodes 641 amino acids. The record is from RefSeq and is a predicted model, not a curated record. The transcript is spliced from 11 exons. Gene Ontology annotation, cellular component: axoneme; mitotic spindle. Gene Ontology annotation, biological process: mitotic cytokinesis; cilium-dependent cell motility; mitotic spindle organization. Lineage: Eukaryota; Metazoa; Chordata; Lepidosauria; Squamata; Varanidae.
AUGGCUUCCCAGCCGGUGCAAGGGCUGCCCCUCCUGCCAGGCUCGUCGUUCCGGGACCCCACGAAAACUGCUUUUCAUCGCUCUCAAACUCUGGGUUACAAGAAUGGUUUUGCAUUCAAACGACUUCCAACCGUGGGGAUAGGAGGAAACAGGUUGUAUUUAAACCAGUUAUCCCAAGCUGAAUUGGAUGAACUGUCCAACAAGAGACCUACAUUAACUUAUGGUCAACCCAAACAAGCACCACCUGCAGAUUUCAUCCCAGCACAUGUGGCCUUCGACAAAAAGGUGCUGAAGUUCGAUGGUUACUUUCAAGAAGAUGUUCCCAUAUCAACAGAAGAGCAUUUUCGUAUCCGCCAAGUGGGCAUUUACUAUUAUCUGGAAGAUGAUAGCAUGUCUGUCAUGGAGCCCAUUGUGGAAAACUCUGGGAUUCCUCAGGGCAAAUUAAUCAAAAGGCAGCGGCUACCCAAGAAUGAUCGUGGGGAUCAUUAUCACUGGAAGGAUCUAAACCGAGGAAUCAAUAUAACUAUUUAUGGCAAGACUUUCCGGAUAGUUGAUUGUGAUGCAUUUACAGAGGCUUUUCUGGAGAGUCAAGGAAUUGAACUGAACCCUCCAGAGAGAAUGAUUUUUGAUCCUUACACAGAGCUACGUAAAAUGCCUCCACGUAUGUAUGUCACACCCUCAGAUUUUGACCAGCUCAAGCAGUUUCUAGCCUUUGACAAAAAAGUCCUUCGGUUUUACGCCAUGUGGGAUGACACUGCAAACAUGUUUGGUGAGAACCGGCGUUUUAUCAUUCACUACUACUUGGCAGAUGAUACAGUGGAGGUGCGGGAAGUACAUGAGCGGAAUGAUGGCAGAGACCCUUUCCCAGUGCUGAUAGGACGUCAGCGCCUGCCCAAAAAAAUGGUGGAGAAGAAAGGAAUCUUCCCAUCCUGUGUCCUAGAGAUCUCUGAUCAAGAGGUGCUGGAAUGGUUUACAGCUAAAGAUUUUGCUGUAGGCAAAUCUACUACUCUUCUUGGGCGCACAUUUUUCAUCUAUGAUUGUGAUGAGUUCACUAGACAAUUCUAUCGGGACAAGUUUGGCAUCACUGGCUUUGAGCCAGUUGAUGUACAGAAGCCACCCCCAGAGAAAAUAAAACAGAUAAUCCCUCCCUACAAUGGCUAUGGCUUCCUUGAUGACUCUCUCCAGAAUUGUUUCAGCCUGAUUCCACAACCACCUCGGAAAAAUAUUAUUAAGCUACUAGAGAAUGACCAUAAAGUGUUGCGCUAUGCAGUAAGAAUGGAAUCUCCAAAUCCUGAGGACAGCAAGCGUCGUUUUGUGCUCUCUUAUUGCCUAGCCACCGACAUGAUUAGCAUCUAUGAACCACCUGUGCGCAACUCAGGAAUUAUUGGGGGAAGAUACUUAAGCAAGACUAGGGUCCCCAAGCCAGGGUCCUCUACAGAUGAUCCUGUUUACUAUGAACCAGCUGACCUCACUGUUGGAUCUAUGGUGGAAGUGUUUGGCCACAGGUUCAUUAUUGUGGAUGUUGAUCAUUAUGUCCUGAAUUACAUGGAAAGCAACUUGGAGAGCUUCCCAGCAGAAGUUGUGCAGUCUAUGCGGGAUCACUUUGCACCUCACCAGGCAGCAACAGAGGCAGUAAAGAGGUUAGCUUCAAAUGAGCCUGACGCACAGGAGCUGGAUGCGUUAGUUGUGCAGAUACAGGAACACAUGCAGCGACAUAACUACUUGCCAGAUAGCAAUAUGCAGGCAGCAUUCCUCCAACAAGACAAAGAAGGCUCAGGGCUCCUGAACAAAGAAGAGUUCUUUGUCCUCUGUGAUCAAUUCAAAGUUCCUGUUGAUGACCCUGCUUUCCAGAAGCUUAUAAGCCUAUGCUGUCAUGGUGAAAACCAGAUAAGAUAUCCUAUCUUUCUCAGAGUGUUCCAGUGCUGA